AUGUCGAAAUUAACUUUUUUUUAUAUAUUUUUAAUAUAUAUUAUUCAAUUUUCUGUAGAAAUUGAAUUUCCAAUUGUUCUUACUACAUGGGCUGCUGAACCAUUUCAAGAAGCUACUGGAAGAGCAUUUGAUGUAUUAAAAAAAACAAACAAUCGUCUUUAUGCAUUGACAGAAGGUUUAUCAAAAUGUGAGGAAUUACAAUGUGAUGGGACUGUUGGAUUUGGAGGAUCACCAGAUGAGAAUGGAGAAACAACUCUUGAUGCUUUAAUAAUGGAUAGUUUUGGACAAAGAAUGGGUGCUGUUGGAGAUUUAAGAAGAAUUAAAGAUGCAGCUAAAGUUGCUUGGGCAGUAAUGAAUUAUACAAAACAUUCUUUUCUUGUUGGUGAUCAUGCUACAAAAUUUGCCAUUCAAAUGGGAUUUAAAGAGGAGUCUCUUGAAACUGAUAAAUCUAUAAAUAUGAAUAAAAAAUGGAGGGAUAAUAAAUGUCAACCUAAUUUUUGGCAAAAUGUAAUUCCAUCACCUUCAAAAAGUUGUGGACCAUACUCUCCAAACAAAUAUUUUAUUGAAAGUAAUAAAGUAUGUGAAAAUGAAAUGUAUUCAAAUCAAAAUCAUGAUACAAUAGGUAUGAUUAUAAUUGAUAAUGAAAAAAAUAUCUCUGUUGGUACUUCAACAAAUGGUGCUAGAAAUAAAAUUCCUGGUAGGAUUGGUGAUUCACCAAUACCUGGAGCUGGUGGUUAUACUUUAAAUGGUAUUGGUGGAUGUAGUGCAACUGGAGAUGGUGAUAUUAUGAUGAGAUUUUUACCAAGUUAUCAUACUGUUGAAAAUAUGAAAAAUGGUUUGAAGCCAAAAGCAGCUGCAAGAUUAGCUAUUCAAAGGAUUCAAGAAGUUUAUGGAAAUUUUUUUGGUGCUUUAAUUGCUGCAAAUGUAAAUGGAGAAAUUGGAGCAGCUUGUUCUGGAAUGAAAACAUUUAGUUUUACAAUUCAAUCAGGUUUAGAUAAAUUACCUAGAGUUUAUACUGUUGAUUGUAUUAUCAAAUUGAAUUGA
Strongyloides ratti is the source of this 1044-nucleotide messenger RNA. Its product is annotated as N(4)-(beta-N-acetylglucosaminyl)-L-asparaginase. The record is from RefSeq and is a predicted model, not a curated record. Gene Ontology annotation, molecular function: N4-(beta-N-acetylglucosaminyl)-L-asparaginase activity. The coding region runs from base 1 to 1044 and encodes 347 amino acids. Gene Ontology annotation, cellular component: lysosome. Gene Ontology annotation, biological process: protein deglycosylation. The transcript is spliced from 2 exons. Lineage: Eukaryota; Metazoa; Nematoda; Chromadorea; Rhabditida; Strongyloididae.